This is a messenger RNA of Ambispora leptoticha, 1062 nucleotides long. NCBI's taxonomy places the organism in Eukaryota, Fungi, Glomeromycota, Glomeromycetes, Archaeosporales, Ambisporaceae. The record is from the annotation of a GenBank genome assembly.
AUGUCUCUUGCCUCAACACUUCCCGAAUUAUGUCUCGAAGAAAUCUUCGAAUGUCUACUUGCCAACAAAUCAUCUCUAGUUUCAAGUUUAUUAGUUAAUCGGCAUUGGUGUACCACAGCACUUCGACUACUAUGGCGAAAUCCAUUGCUCGUCCAAACUAAAAAAGGUUUAAGUCGGCAACUUUAUAUUCUUUGUUUUCCGGCCGAUCAUCCAUUACGCGCGCAACUUUACAAAACGACAUUUCCAUACAUGAUGAUGAUCAAAUCGUUGGACUUGCCAUUACUCUAUGAAACAGUUGGCAUUGAAUUCAAUUUUCCAGAAACAUUUAUGGUUAUCACCGCGAUUCUCGAACAUUUAUUGAUUGAUGGUGGAACUGUUUUAUUUGAUAUGAAUCUGGAUUUUAUUGCGGCAUCAAAGCGACUCGUGAGAUCAUAUUGGCAUUCCACAAGUCCAUAUUUCAGGAUAUUUAAUCACCCAGAAGUGAGUAAUGCUCUUUCAACGUUACGACGGUUGACUAUAUCGAACCUACGUGUUGAUAAAAUAAUCCCAUUAAUCGCUAAAACAAGUCCAAAUAUCACCGAACUACACAUUCAUCUCUAUACUGAAUACUCCGAGUUCUCGCCAUUCUGGAGUGGAUUCGCAUGUACGCUUUCAAGUCUGAAUUUUCUGUUACCUUAUUUGCAAGGCUGGCGUAAGUUGAGUAUAUUAUCGUUUGCCUACGGUGAUGUUCCUCCGACAAGAGAAACUCGAAUCAGAGAAGACCACUUUUUCGUCGAGCUCGGAAAAAACUUGCCGCCUAUAACAAUAAGAAACUUAAUUUUUGACGUUUAUUUUGAUGUAACGCCAAAUUCAAUCAAACAAUUUUUCAGUGUAACUCAAGCAUCGUUCCAAAAGAUUUCUUUUUUAAAGGCGACGCAGUUUUCUGAUGAGCAUUUGAAUGCGAUUGCUUUAGACUCUUGUGGAAAACUAUUGGAAUUUGAUCUUUCAGGUGCGAAUCAUGUCACCACUGAGGGACUGAUAAAAGCUAGAAAAUCAAUACCAAUAAAUUUAACAUCGAAAUAA